AUGGGCCUGAAGGACCAUCUGGAGGAUGAAACAGGCCACAUCCUCAACCUGGGGCUGGAUUUGGACUACCUCCACGUGGAAGGCACCGACCGCCAGGCCAGCUUGAGUGCCACAGUUGGCACCCACUCAGGAGCCUUGGAGGGGGACGAGACGGAGGUAGGAGGCACCCAUAGCAGUGUCAGUAGUAACAGCAUCAGCAGUAGUAGUAGUUGUAGUAACUCCUCUGAAGAGAGUGCUGCGUCGGACAGCGAGGAUGAGCGAGGGGUCCAACAUGGCUCUGGUUCUGACGCUCAGACCACCCACCCACACCCCUGUCACCCAGCUGGGCAGGGCCCGGCACAGAGCCCCCAUUCUAGAGACCCAAAACACUCCACCAACCCCUUCACAGAGUUUCGCCCCAAGAUGGAGUUUGCCCUGAAGCUGGGCUACUCUGAGGAGCUGGUUCUGCUGGUUGUGCGGAAGCUAGGGCCCGACGCCCUCAUCAAUGACAUACUGGGAGAACUGGUCAAACUGGGCACCAAGUCAGAAAUGAAUCAGGCUGGGGGGUCAGCCACCUCCCACUCACCCUCCUCCUCCUCCUUAUCCUCCUCCUCUCUGGACUCCUGCAGGCUGGACUGCUCCUCCCAGCUGCUGUUGGAUGACAAGGAGAACAUCAGGCCUGUGGUGGUGGAUGGGAGUAAUGUAGCCAUGAGCCAUGGGAAUAAGGAAGUGUUCUCCUGUCACGGCAUCCAGCUGGCUGUUGAUUGGUUCCUUGAGCGCGGUCACCGUGACAUCACUGUGUUUGUGCCCGCCUGGAGAAAGGAACAGUCCAGACCGGACACCCUUAUCACAGACCAGGAGAUAUUGCGGCAUCUGGAGAAAGACAAGAUCCUUGUGUUCACUCCCUCUCGUCGGGUCCAGGGCCGCCGGGUGGUCUGCUAUGACGACCGCUUCAUCGUCAAGCUGGCCUACGAGUCCGAUGGUAUAAUCGUCUCUAACGACAACUACCGGGACCUGGCCAAUGAGAAGCCAGAGUGGAAGAAGUUCAUUGACGAGCGGUUGCUCAUGUAUACGUUCGUCAAUGACAAGUUCAUGCCUCCUGAUGAUCCUCUGGGUCGCCAUGGUCCCAGUCUGGAGAACUUCCUGAGGAAGAGACCAGUUAUCCCAGAACACAGGAAGCAGCAAUGUCCCUAUGGGAAGAAGUGCACUUACGGCCACAAGUGUAAGUUCUUCCACCCUGAGAGAGGCAGUCAGCCCCAAUGCGCUGUGGCCGACGAGCUGCGUGCCAAGAACUCCUCUUCAUCCUCUACGUCUUCCUCCAAAAUGGUGGGCGAGGCUCUGAUGGUGAAGACUCACAGCAUGUCCAGCAGCUCCAGGGUAGACGGGAUGCCAGACCCCCACCAAGCUCCCCCAAAGAGACAGUCGGACCCCAGCCUUUGCGUCCCCUCCUACAACGACCUCCUGGAAGAGCGUCUGGGCAGGAGGACUAAAGCAGAGGCCCGCAGAGGGAGUAGCAGCAGCAGUAGCAGCAGCAGCAGCCUCCUGGCUUCUGCUCCUGGGGGACCUCCUUCCAGCCACGGCUUCUCUCUUCGGGACUGGGGGAACACCUCCUCCAGAGCUCCAGGGCUGUCGGGGCUUGGUCACUCAAAGUCAUACUCCACCUGUGAAUCCCCGGAGCUAAACUACCACUCCCUGAUGGGGGCUUACUCCAGCCUAAGCCUGGUAGUGCCGCGGAGCCCCGAUCGGCUGUUCCCAGCUGACCUACGGACGGGCUCAAUGGUGUCUGACUGCAGCAGCGAGGGCAGCGUGAGCUCAGACUCCUUCUCCCCUGAUCCCCUGCUGGAUGACAGCCUCAAGUGCCACUAUCCCCACCCCCAUCACCACCACCAUCACUGCCCUAGCUGCUACCCACAACACCCCAACCACCCACCCCCUGGUUUGACCCAGCACCCCCAUGGAGGCUCCCACCAUGGCUACCCUCUAGCUCAGAGCAGCCUGGAGGAUCCUCCCUCCUCCCUCCACCACUUCAAGGCCCAGCUCUCCUACCUUCCUCCCCAUAUUCAGCAACCGUCUGUGGGGAGCCACUCUGGCUGUUCUGGGAACUACCCUCCCCAACCUCUAUCCCAGAUCUCAAGCCCCCUCUCCCACUCUCACAACUCUCCUCUGGGGCAUAACCUGGGGGGCUCCACCUGGCAGGACAACAACAGCCUCUACAAGCAAUCCCCUGUCCACCCAAGGAGGAUCUACCCUGGGCCAGGACAGGAGCAGCGACUGGCCAGAUGGGACCCCCACUACAAGCAUCCCCCCCAGGCCUGCUACGAGCCUUUCACUUUCCAGUCCCUGCCUCAGGGCCGCAAACAACCCUGGCACUCGCCCUGGCCCAGGGGGACACACUCUCCCCAUCCUCAAUCCCUUUCCUCCUCCCAUCUUCAACCUCUUACCCACCACUCUACGGCCCCCCAGCACCAGGAGCCCCCUGCACUGGGCAGAUACCAGAACGUCAGGGAGAAUGUGUUUGUCAACCUGUGUAACAUCUUCCCCCCAGAGCUGGUGAGGGUGGUGAUGGUGAGGAACCCCCAUGUGAUGGAUGCCCAGCAGCUGGCUGCAGCCAUCCUGGCUGAGAAGUCCCAGGCUGGCUACUGAAUACUGACACUACUGUAGCAGAGGAAAUAAGUGGCGUGCUCAACUCUAUAGUCUCCCCAAAACAUCUACAAUGGCAGGGGAAGAUGCUUUAUCUUUUUCCAUCAAAUAUUAUUUUUUCAACCUUAUUGGUUUUUUUUUCACUGCCCUGCUCAUUCAUUACUGUUGUGUGGUAUGAGAACAUCUUCAGCACUAAGGUCAGGAUUCCGGAGAUUCUGAAUGGGAUGUGUUGCUUUAAUUAAUUUAUUUUGUAAUAUAUUUUAAAUUAUUUCUAUAGCUUUUCAUAUUUUUUAAGGGCACUUUUCAUAGAUUUAUUUAUGAUUUUUAUUUUAUUUGUGGAAAUCAUAUCAUAGUGUAAGGAGGGCUCAAGUGUUUCAGGGUGCUUCAGAGUUAGGGAAAGUCCUGAGGUGUCAAAACAGGGUGAAUUCUGGGAUUCCAAAUCUAGGGUAUGGUUUGUCGUCAUAAAAUUACACUUCCAAACAUUUAAAUUUAAAGACAAAGCAAAUACAUAAGUCCAAGCUACACUGAUUUAAUUUUAUCCCUGUCAUUUCUCAUCAGAGAAUUGUUAAAACAGGUGGUGAAUUUGAUAUCAUUGUUGAAAGAUUUAAUGAAUGUUCCCCUUUAGAGAAGUGAAACGCAGGAACUCCAACUGUUAAAGGCCCGAUAAAGUUUAUGUGAAAACCCCAGAUUAUUGUUUACUCUUACAUACAGGAGCUAGUUCCUCUCUGGGGAGAGACCAAAAACUUACGUCACAGCAUGGAACAUUGCGAUAUUGAUUUUCUUUUCCUUUUUUUAAUCAUUUUUCUUUGUCCUCCAAAAAACAUUCUGGCCAUUGAAAUCAUAUCAAGAUGGUUCUUGAGGAUAUUCAAACUAGUGCAGGUGCACUGUUCGUUUUAACAGUUUUUAAAAAUAUAUAUUUUCUUUUACGUAUGAAUGUGUUAAUUUAUUUGUCCCUUUGUCAUUUUCAUUAUGAGUAAGAGUAUUUUAGUUAAAGAGGGUAUCAUUACAAGAGAAGACGUCUGGUGUAACCAUCCAGACAGACAGACAACUGUAACUUCAGUCUGUGGAGAGGGUAUUUCUAAACUCUACCUCCUGGCUUAGAAUCCAUUGCAAGUUGUCACUAUCACUGAGUGAAUAUAAUAAAUAGUUAGGCAAUGACACCUCUCACACAGCAGUCCAAAACACUGGACUUGUGUUGCCAAGGUAACCUGACCACCACAUACUUUAGUGAACAAGAGAAUGCCUCUCCUCGUUGAUACAAAUUGUAUCCUAUUAACUUAAACCAGAUCAUUGUUUUAUAGGAGAAUAUUUAUACAAAAGGUAUUUUGAGUAUAUGUGGCGUAAUUGGUCACAUUUGUUACUGUUCUAAAAUAUACUGAAGAAAAAUAUAAACGCAACAUGUAAAGUAUUGAUCCCAUGUUUCAUACAAGAUCCCAGAUAUUUUCCAUACGCACAAGAAGCAUAUUUCUCUCAAAUGCUUACAUCCCUGUUAAUGAGCAUUUAUUUUUUGCCAGGAUAAUCCAGAUGUGGCCUAUCAAGAAGCUGAUUAAACAGCAUUAUCAUUACACAAGAGCAACUUUUGUUCAGUAUAUAUUUUGGGAUUUGUGAAAGAAAAGGGCAUCAAAUGCAAUUUCUUCAAACUACUGUUACUGUGAUUGAUGAUCAGCAUACAGAGAGGACAGAAAAAGGUAUGUGAUAUCCGGGUUCCUUGGGACAUCCCCACUCCAUUGAAGUUGACAUUUGAAAUAGUUAAGGUUUGGGUUAGGUAAUGGUUAGGAUGGAGGUGAAGGUUUAAGGUAGGGAUGUCCCAAGGAUUCCGGAUAGCACUGAUCGACAGGAAAAGGUGGGUUGUUGUUUUAUUAUUGUUGAACUGAAAUUGUGUUCUCAGUCAUGUGAGUGGGACUGUGGGGGUCAGCUUUAUGGUGAAGCCAUUAUUUGUUCACCAUCAGCCUCUAUUGACAGUCAUGAUCUUUCUCUUAAUAUAUUUCUGUACAGUGGUUCUCAGCUCUCUCUUCAAACUAAGGCUAUCCCUUCAGAGGAUCAGUGGAACACCGCUGACUUGACAAAGACAGCACUUAAGUCUCUGGAACCAGUUUCUCAACAUGACAACAGCCAAAAGUGAUUUUUUUUAGCUGAGCAACGUGUAGCACCUUCUCGGGCACUAUGUGCCAGUGUGCUUGUGUGUGUGGCAGAGUAUUAAAUGCCUCUACAUGGCAUUGUGCUUCUUUUAACCACAUCUGAUGAUAGUCUGAACCAUGUUCAGUUAAAAAAUGUAAUAUUUUUUCCAUGUUCAGAAUUUUUAAAGAGAUGUUUUUGGAAUUCUGGGUGAUGUUUUUACUUUUUUAUCAGCAUUAAGAUAUUUGAGGGGAAUUGUUUGGGUGGUUUCCCUCAGUGUCACUGGAUAUGGCCUGUGCUGUACUCUACUGUUAAUCUCUGCUAUAAUGAAACACCCUUUGAUGAGGUGACUUGUUCGGUUCGGUUUGUUCGGUUUGCAGACAGUGUAUGUAUACUGUAUGUCAGUGGAGGCUGCUGAGGGAAGGACAGCUCCUAAUGAUGGAUGGAUUGAGUAAAUGGAAUGGCAUCAAACAUGGAAAUCAUGUAUUUGAUACCAUUCCACUUAAUCUGCUCCAGCCGUUACCACGAGGCGUCCUCCCUAAUUUAGGUGCCACCAACCUCCUGUGGUACAGUGCCUUGCGAAGGUAUUCGGCCCCCUUGAACUUUGUGACCUUUUGCCACAUUUCAGGCUUCAAACAUAAAGAUAUAAAACUGUAUUUUUUUG
Molecule: messenger RNA, 5398 nt
Organism: Oncorhynchus gorbuscha (pink salmon)
Lineage: Eukaryota; Metazoa; Chordata; Actinopteri; Salmoniformes; Salmonidae
Product: probable ribonuclease ZC3H12C
Exons: 5
Coding region: 1-2622 (873 amino acids)
Cellular component (GO): nucleus; cytoplasmic ribonucleoprotein granule
Molecular function (GO): RNA endonuclease activity; mRNA binding
Source: RefSeq, a predicted model, not a curated record